AUGAUCGGAAAAUCAUUCUUUCAAAAAUUAUGGAAAGAAAAGUGGGAAUGGGACGAGGUAUUACCAGACUAUCGAGCCAACGAAUGGAGAAAUCUAAUGAAACUUUGGGCUCAACAUCCCAACUUUAACGUUCCUCGCCUCAUAUUAACGAAUCAUAAUAACCACUCAGUAAGUCUGCAUGCCUUUGUUGAUGCCUCGAAUUUGGCAUAUGCAACAUGCAUUUACUUGAGAGAAGGCGAAAACCAUAAUGAAGGGAAAGUUCAACUCAUCUACGCAAAAAACCGACUGAAUCCCAUCAGGGAACUAACCAUUCCCAGAUUGGAAUUAAUGGCUGCACUAAUUGGUACACGAGCACUACAAUUCGUUGAACACGAAUUAGGUUUAGUCGUUACAAGUAAAUGCAUCUGGAGUGAUGCAAAAUGUGUACUAACAUGGCUCUCAUCUACAAGAGCACUUCCAGUAUUUGUGGCAAAUCGCAUUCGCGAAAUUAAGGCAUCAAAAAACGUUGAAUAUCGUCACGUGUCUACCAAUGAAAAUCCAGCAGAUAUAGCAACGCGUGGCACUGAUCCCGAAAACUUAGCUCGCAGCGCCAUUUGGUGGAAUGGGCCCGAAUGGUUAAAACUGCCAAAGAAGAACUGGCCACAACUUCAAGCAAGCAUAAAAAAUGAAGUAAAAGCAGCUGAAAACUCGGAACCACCAUGUGAAGACACACAACAAGAAGAAACCAGAUUAACAGUUAACGCAGUCAUCCAGAACCACAAUCCUUCUGUACUCACAGAGGACAUAAUAGAAAGAAUAGCCACACGAGUAAACUCAUGGCGCAAACUGAAAGGAGUCGCCGAUAUGGAGCAGCAGAUAUCAACCAGAGCACUAAAGCUCCCAUAUUAA
Molecule: messenger RNA, 888 nt
Organism: Anisakis simplex (herring worm)
Lineage: Eukaryota; Metazoa; Nematoda; Chromadorea; Rhabditida; Anisakidae
Source: the annotation of a GenBank genome assembly